This is a messenger RNA of Varroa destructor (honeybee mite), 7867 nucleotides long. Its product is annotated as chromobox protein homolog 1-like. Lineage: Eukaryota; Metazoa; Arthropoda; Arachnida; Mesostigmata; Varroidae. Gene Ontology annotation, cellular component: nucleus. The record is from RefSeq and is a predicted model, not a curated record.
CCAAAACAGGGCGCUGUAACAAGCAUUGUCCGCCUUCUCGUCGGUGUUAGUACUACUGCACGUUGGUGGCCCAUCAACACAUCAUAAUCUAGUGUGCUUUGGGAUUGACUUCGGCUGCGCUAGACAUUUUAAUCAUGUCGGAGGAAGAAUAUGUAGUCGAGAAGGUUCUUGACAAGAGAAUCAGAAAUGGCAAGGUUGAAUACUUUCUCAAAUGGAAAGGAUAUGGUGAAGACGACAAUACAUGGGAGCCAAUGGAAAACCUAGACUGUCAGGAACUUAUUGAAACAUUUGAGCAAGAGCGAGCAAAGAAAGAAGCAGCUAAAAAGGAUAGUGUUAAGAAAAAAGCUACAAAUGGUUCAAACGAAGUGGCCCCUGCCAAAAGAACGCCACCUAAAAGUGCCAAGGAAGGCGGAAAACCAAAGGGCUUCGACCGUGGACUGGAGCCGGAAAAAAUUAUCGGAGCAACAGAUUCAUCAGGGGAGCUUAUGUUCCUAUUAAAAUGGAAAGGAGUCGACGAGGCCGAUCUUGUACCAGCCGCGCAGGCGAAUGUUAAAUGUCCACAGAUUGUAAUCAAGUUUUAUGAGGAACGGCUUACGUGGGCGCCUCCCGGUGGAAAUCGUUAGUCACAAGAACGAGCUCACAUCAAGUCUGACGAUUAACGUAUCGGAAGACCAAGGUCAAACAGCAGUAACAAUAACGCCUAUAAAUGCAGACGACCUGGAAAUGUGAUGCGUGCCAGCUUCGUCCACUUAUGUGAAACAAAAACAGUAUAAUAAUGCGAAUCAAUUUUAAGAUGCGUAAUGAAAGAUUUACAUUAAUUUAUACAUUUUGUAAAGACGCAAAAAACAUCAGUAGUAAGGCAACUUAUCCGUACACUCUAUAUCAGCGACCACUAGUUUAUGCAAGACAACCAUUGCGUUAUAAUGGAAUAUCUAACAGACAGAUUUUUCAUGGACAAGUGUUUUUGACUUAAGUGUGAUAAUUCCACAACAGGAGGUGGGGCUAGCUAUAACUGCUGAUCUUCAAACAUACGAACCCUUGAAGGCGAGCCACGAGAAUAGGCGCGAGUGCCAGUGGUCUUCUUUUUCUAUAGCUUAUAGUAGUAAGCAUUAUUGGGUUGUUGUCGUUAAUUCUUCAAAUUACUGAAAAAUAACGAGAUAAAGCUUUAGCCGUUUAUUUAGUUUCGCUACUUCAACCUUUCCCAAACACUAAUAAUACUAAGUAUCCAUGCAUGAUUUCCAUAUCACAACAAAUUAGUCUCUUAAGAAACAGUGUCGGCGUAUGGUUGUAUAAUUACUUGUAGCGAUUCCUCAUCGGUCAAUAAUUAUGAUCAAAUAACGGCGACGUCUGAUUAGGAAAUACAACCAACAGGAAAAACAUCGGCGGUGAAAUUGUAUUUUACAGUAAAAGUCGCCGUCGUCCCUUCUGACAGAAACACAUAUUUAGAAAAACAGCCUAGCUGUUACAUGUUUUUUUUUAGCUCAUUGAUUCGAGUUUGGUCAUCCUCAUCAGACAACAUAGAUGACCCGAUAAAAAGACUGCGUAUCAGACGCGAUCAAUGAUUUGCGGCCUGUACUACGAGUUGUAAAGGGCUAUUUGUUUCUAUUUUUAUUGUUGGCAACUCAUUGAAAGUUGCUGUGUUCACAUAUGUUUCGCCACUAUAGUUAAAACCUUCAAAUUCGUUUUGACAGAAAUAGUGUAAAUUUACUUGUGGCGCGUAUUUGUCACCUCCACAGCAGAAAAAUAUAUUCUAUAACGUUACGCGUGCGAAUCGUGAAGCAGUUGGUUGUAUUUUAAUUGGAGGUGAUGGCCAGUGCAACAGUGAAGUACCCUUAAAGUUAUUACUUUUCAAGAGAUACGCUCAUAUAUAUAUAUAUAUAUACAUAUAUAUAUAUAUAUAUAUAUAUGUUCAAGUGACAAAGGAUGGCUAGUUUACCUCUACUGUCGGGUAAAACUGAAAUCGCCGUUCUUCGGCUUGAACUAGCGCCUAGAUCCAGUUAAUGUGUUGGAGACCAGAAGGGUGAAGCAAAAAAAGGAAUGUAAAAAUUGUGUAUAAUUAAAAUAGAGGCAAAGACCGAUAACAGGCGAAAUAACAAAACACCUUUGUAGCCUGAUAUGAGCUUGGAGGUCAGCGGGAAAUUCCAGCAGACAUAGAAAAAAACAGCUAGAUUAAGAAGAGCUGUCUGAUCAUUGCACCUGAUCAGUACUGUUUAUAGCAGGGCUGGAAGAGAUAACACUGGAAGUACACAAGGUAACCAUAAAGACCAAUGCAAGCAAGUGUCGAGUGAACAAGUUGCUGUGUAACAGAGGCAAGGUGAAUAAUAAUACAAUGGAAAAUAAUAACAUAUUUAACUAUAUGAGGUAGGUAGCGUAUAUGGUUCGAAACAAAUUAAGGAAAAAUGAAUUACGAGUUUUAAUGAAAUGAUGAGUACAUAAGUGCUUUCUUUCGGGUAACUUCACAGAAGGGAAAAAUCUGUUUCUGUUUGCGUUGUCCUUAGGAAUGGUAAUAAUAGAAAUAGCAUAUACAAGCGAUACGAAAUUUACACUUUAUACGAAAAACACACGCGUGUUGAGUGAGUAUUGCAUAAAAAUGUCACCUAAAACAGCUCAUUCUGUCACCGUAAUGCAAGAAAUGUCAGACGUUUCCCGCUGUUUCUGUCUUCAAGUUUUGAGAAAAUAUAUCAUGAAUAAUUUAUAUAUCGAUGACAAUGGAUGGGAAAAUAAAGGAUUUAAACAGAAUGCUUUGUGGUUUUUAUAAUCUCUUAUGGCUUUUCAACUGUACCAACCACAUGAACUUUGAAUUUGUUUAAAAAAGUAAGGUCGUAGUGGGUUUGGCAUAGGUUUUUUUAGGCAUAUUUUAAUAAAUGUUAUAUUUGGCAUAGUGUUGCUAUGUGCGCAUUAAAUAUGAAGUUAAAUUGGAUAAGAUCGUUCUUCUGCAAUUCUUGUGGAUGUCUUGUUUAGUUCUCACUUAAUAAAACUGUCGGCAACUGCGAAAGGGCUGUGCAUGAAUGUUGUAAAUGUUUCGACGCUUGCAGAAGAUUGAAUUUGAGGGUAAUUUUAUAGUGUCAUCUGAAAUAUUUGCGAGUUAGUAAAACAUGAUUCAUAUUUUUGAAGAGUACAUUUUAGUGGAGACAAUCUUUUCUGCUAUAGGAGACGUAAUGCUUGUUAAAUGUAAUCGCAAGCUUGUUAAAUUAACAAACUUGCGAUAGCUUGUUAAAUUAACAAACUUGCGAUAUAUUUAAUAACAUAUAAACUAUCUAAGCGAAGAUUCAUGUUUUGUGGUUAGAUGAACACUUUCCAAAAGGUACAUCCUUUCUGCUGUGCGUGAAGCACGUUGAAUAGCGAAGUACAUCUGAGCUGCUUUUAUUUGGAAUUUGUAAACUGAAUUCGAUUUUCGUUUUUACUAUUGAGUAGGAAAAAUAGAUUUUUCCGCAACUGCUUACAGUUGAUGGAAUUGAAAAACUUGAAAAAUACGGUUUGUCAAUGUACACUGGAUUAAUGUUUUUUUAAAGUGUGCUUACAGGCUUUUAUAAAAGAGUGUUUGAGGAUUUGAUUAAUUUGAGCUAUCGCAGCGUGUAGUUUACAUUCUUUUGUUGCACGCAUUUUUUUCCGAGAUAGUUUGUCCAUGAAACCUAACAACAGAUUGAAUCAUCUUUUGGAAAUCCGUUCGAUAACUGGUGACAAUUUGUGAAAGAAUAAUACACUGUAGAAGGGAACGGGGUUUAAACGAAUUCGGCUGCCACAACGAGCAUUCCUAAGUCUGUAAAACACAACCCACCGACAAUGAGACGUGCUUCAGUGAAGUUUUUACCUUAAAAUUUUAAUUAUCUAAUAACACAAAAUAAGUCCAUGUUACUCUAAACAUACUGAGAGAACAAUGACGCGCAAAAGACAUUGCUUUCUAAAUAUACGUAUUGUUUAGUUAUAUCCCAGUAUAAUUAUACUUAUUUUACCGAAAAUUGAAAUUGUCAUUUAGGUAGUGUCGUUUCCUCUACCUCAAUCCUGCAAGCUAACUUAAACCUGAUAAUGCAACAAACCGUCAAGUACCCCGAAAACUGGCGAUUAGAAAGCAUAUUCCGAACUCUGCUGCUGCUGAGUAAUUUGGUUACGCAAAUUAUAAUAUAGAAAUCACGCCACAUGCAAAUAUUUUUUAGGGAGAUUUUUUAUUAAAUUCGUUUGUGCUCUUAUAAUGUUAUCACCAUUCUCCACUUCGAACGAUAUGCAAUUACUUAGCAAUAAUCGUUUUUACGUUUCUCAUUUAUCGUUGAUAGUAUUUGGUACAUAUUUCGCUUCUAGUAAUGCACCUAUAGACUCAUUUCAUAACAAACUCUUUUCCACCUGUCAGUUGUUCAGAAUUUUGGUUAGUUAUUCAUAAACACCGAGAGUGAACAUCCUAAACUAACGACAGUAACAUUACUAUGUCAAGAGCUUUUAAAGCUUGUAUUGUUGCCUCUAACAACUAUUCGCAGUAUCUGAACACCGGUAAAUUAUGAAAUGGCAAAAUAUAAGCCUUGCGAAAAAAUACUUUUUUGAAAAUUUCUGUUGUUAGAUUCUCGUGGGGCGAAACUCGUAUAAACUCAAUAAUUUCGUUCGGUCUAGAUUAAUGGGUAGUGUCAUUAUAUUUUUAGAUGAUCAUAAAGAAUUACACACAAAUGCUCCAAAGCGAUAUUGUCUUCCAGUGCCCAACCCGUAUGUAAAUAUCUGAACGGUGGUAAUGUUGAAAAACUAUUCGCUCUUUUGAGGACAUACACUCUCUGCUUACCAGGACUGAAACAAAAUCGCACAACACCCUUGGAUCUACUGUUCCCUAACCACACUACAUAAAACAUGUUAGGGUAAUUCUAAGGCGGCUUAGAGGGCCCGCCAAUCGUCAAUCCUUGGCAAGUCAAAAAAAUAAGCACAAGAAGUAUAAAACACUUUAAUACUAUAUCUGAACUUUCCAUGAUAUGAUACAAGGUGAUUGGUUAUAUCAAAUAGUGACACGAUCAACCAAAUGAAUUAAGAUUAUUGAGCGCAAAUAUAAGUUAAAGAAACGCUGAUAGAUUGCAAGACACGCGUACUGUCGCUAAUCAUUGGAUUCUUAACGUCGUAAGAUUAAUCCUUUGCAAAAUCUAUAUAUGGUAUUUUAUUCAUCUAAUGUACGCAGAAUUUCAUGAAGAAAAUCAUUAUAAUCUUCGAUGUAUGUAAGGAGUUUUUGUGCUAUAGUCUAAUAUACGCGUUAAAAAAAAAUUAUAUACUAGAAAUAUGUACUUACACUAGUUUAAAAUACAGACCUCGAUCCCGUCCCGCUCAAGGCUCAUAGAAUACCACUUCAGACAAAUUUCAAUAAAUGGACAAGGAUAAAAGAAAAUACUAGUCUAACUAUUUCUAGAUAGCAUAUUUACACAAAUUAGUUAUAGCCAGCCCACCGCGCACAAUUAUGCUUAACUUCACAAUUAUGCACAAUUAGUAAAGACGAACUUUGAUAUGGUUUUCGAGACCUUCUUCCGUCAAAACAUAACCUACCUCUACUGCUAACCUCUAAUAAUUUCAAAAGAGAGGCAUGUCAACGCUAUCACUACGUAUCUACAACGCAAUCGCAAUAAAGUUAAGCGUAUUCCGUUGACUGGUCAGUGGAAUCGUCAUUAUUGUCGCUAGCGAUCUGAAGGUGUGUUUUGCUUCAUGCAUCAAAGUAAAGAUAUUACGUACCAUUGAGAAUAAUGCGAUCUUCUAGAUGAGGAUAGACAACCAGGGGAUUCCAGCAGAUAAUCAUCUAAUAUAUAUCUACUCUGCAAAAAAAUUAUGAAUUGGUAUAGUUGGAUGUGACGCUUUGGCGAGCAUUCAAAAAUAGAACGUGAUGAAUUCUGUUCUUCUAGGCAACUAAAUAGUAACAGAACAUAGAUUUAAUGAUAUGUAUAUGAUUUGUACCAUUUUUCCAACCUCAAACAGCAGUAAAAAUGCAUGUUGAAAUCCCUACUCAACGUGUUUAACUUUUCCCAUUUUUAUGUAAACGUGGUAUCUCACAGAAAAUUGUAUAGAGAAAUAAUAAUGGCCUAAAGUACCUAUUUACUGCUAAAACUGUUUUGUCAAUUAGACAGGCACAAAUCGUAGCACACAAUACUUUUAUAGCACUUAAUGCGAAGAAGCUAGUGAAACUAUUAUUAUAAGCGACAUCAUAUGAAAACGAUACUCCCAAAUUAAUUUCUAAAGUGUCCGCUGUUCGUUUUGAUAAAGUCUAGUUAAUAAAUUAGUAUGUUUUUAUGAUUUAUGCAGUAAAUAAGACAAAAGCCGUUAAUGCUAUACAAUUCAUUAUGAUUGUACAUGAAGUCACUUAACAGCUUCAAAAAUUGAGAGACAAUACACGAAUAACAAGUGAUGCUGAAAGGGGUGUUUUAGCACAAAUCCGUAUGUAUACCCAUUGUCACAAUUUAUAAAAAAUACUUAGCUUUUAAAUAGAUAAAAGGACGUAGGGACUGCUGAAUUUUUGAACUAGAUUGAUGAAUCUACUUUUGAACUGAUAGUUCGCAUUAUUACACUCAGAGUGGACCACGCACCUACAGUUGAAAUGCGAAAGGCGCUUUGCAUGACCACUUCUUACACAAAUGUUUUGUUGCCAAAACGCAACGAAGUUCCAUGUAUUUACCUGCUGAAUACGGAGCGCGAUUAUGAUAUUUACUUUUUUGCAUAGAAAAUAUUGUGAAAAAUAUAAUUAUAAUAAUAAAAAAUAUAAAUAAAUAAUCAAACAGAACUGUCUAUAAUUUAAAUCGCGUAAACUAGUAAGAGAGGCCCUAUGAUAAAUAAUAUGCACCAGAAAUGAUGGGUCAAGCAUGCAUGAAUUUUAUCCUAAUAAAGAGAAUAACAAUGGGGUAGAUAAUCAAUAAAUGAAUGAUUGCCCUACUGAGUUCAAGCGUUUGAAUUAGAAAAAAAAAGUGCUGCUAAAGAUAUUAAUGUGAAAUAUCAUAAAACACGAAGAAUGAGUUAGAACAAUAGAAAAAUAUAACUUCAUUGCUGACCAACAUGUUAUAUUUUAGUGAUUUUCAUUUAUUAUUUUUUUAUUAGAGAUAAUAGUCUAAGUAAUAAUCUAUAAACACCAAAACUCCGUGCUCGACAUGUAUGAACGACCUUCCCUUUCCCACUAUGCUUUAUGUUAUCUGAGGGCACAUCUAAGCACUGUACAAACUAUUGAAGCAGUUUACUCUAUUUGUAUACACUGAAACCGAGCUACCAUGUACGUAAAAAAAAGUCAAAAUUGGACAUAAAAAACAUUUGAACUACGCUAUUUAAUAUCGCCCUAGUAAAACGAUGUAUAGUUAACCCUUGUAAGCAACUUACAGCUAGGAUAUAUCACUUUGUGUGUGUACAGAAUGUAUAUUGUAUUAGAGUUAAGUGGUUUGGAUCGGCAACUUAUAAUUCAUACAUUCAGUGACUGGUUGACUAAUCACGGAAACGUUAGUCUUGAAAGAUCGCUUACAUAACAGUAAAAAAAAUAUAUAUACGUAUGUGUAUAUGUAUUCGUAUACGUGUACGACUCUCGACAUCAACCCAAUAUAUCUUCAGCAUGCUUAAAAUGUACAAUAUCACUUGUUAAAAACACUGGCUGAAUUGUAUAUUUCUUUUGGUAGAUAUUCUUCAACUGUCGCUAUUAUGCCAAACUCUGUCCGCAACGAAUUUAUCUUUAUAGUGAUAACUUUAGUCGGAACUAAAGGAAGAAGUAGACGAAAAGGAUUUGGCUGUCCACUUCGCAAAUACACCUCAACCUGCGGCAGCUCUAGAACGAAAUGCGAAAGAAAUAUUUAAUUAGGCUCACACAGUUUGUCAUGGAAUUGUUAAACUGAUUUAUACUGCCGCAGGAUAGACUCGGUAAACGAAAUAGUGCUUAAAUGUAAAA